This is a messenger RNA of Carassius carassius (crucian carp), 1481 nucleotides long. RefSeq lists its product as uncharacterized. The transcript is spliced from 2 exons. The coding region runs from base 288 to 1481 and encodes 397 amino acids. The record is from RefSeq and is a predicted model, not a curated record. Lineage: Eukaryota; Metazoa; Chordata; Actinopteri; Cypriniformes; Cyprinidae.
GUAAUUUUGAUUUGUGAAUUGACUUCAUUUCCCAGGAUGCAUUGAGCAAUGGUAAAGGUCAUGUGAUUCACAGGGGGGUUUGUGAUUGGUUCUGGUGAAUUCUACAACUGCCAUCUUGUGAACGAUUUGCUGAACAAGCACACGCUGUAUUUUUGUUACUUUCGCUUUCCUUUUUUUCCUCAUAAAAAACGUAUGAAACGAAGCAACGUCUCACUUCGUUAUUCUUAGUUUCUAAGACGAUAAAUGUACAACAAUUUUUGGUGCCGAGACCCGGGAAUCAGAAGACUAUGAGUGACGAAGAGCGACCGACCGUUGUGGAACAAUAUGAACGGUGCAAAAGAAAGCGUCGGACGAUACGGAGUUCCACAACGAGACUGCUGAACCAGAUCGACGUUGAAUUAUUAAAGGAAGACAAGGAUAUUGAUCGUGUGUGGGACAUGUUAGCCGUGUUGUCGGCAAUGGAGGACAGUUUGCGCGAGCUGGACAGCAUAGUGGAGAAACACACUUCGCUGGAGGACGUGGAGGCGGAGAUUGAACUCGCAGAGGAAUACAGAGACCGCGUCAUCGAGAUGAAAGCGCGAGCUCACCGAGUGAUUCGAGAAAAUGAAACUAUGAUGCCAGACGACAUGGCUCUUGAAUACAGCCGUCACAGAGGGGAUGAUGAUGAAUGGAAUGUGCCUAAUGUGUUGAAGUUCCUGCAGAAAGAGGUUCAGAGCCGAGAGAGAACUUUACAAAUGAUGAAAUCAUACAACCAGAGAGAAAACCAGUCUGCUAACAAAACAUGCAGCAAAUCAUAUUCAGCCAAUGAUGUGAAAUCAAAGAAACCAAGCAUGCCAUCUGCAGCUGCACUACACAUUGCUGACCAGAAAAUGCAAAACUGUCUGUUCUGUGAUAGCACUGAACACAAAUCUGAAAAAUAUCCAGUCCACCCGGUGUCAGCACGCAAGGAAAAACUGAAGAAGCUUAGCAGGUGCUUUGUGUGUCUGGGGACCAAACACAUCGCCAGGUUUUGCAGGUCAAAGUGCAGGUCAUGUGCCACAUGUAGAGGCAGGCAUCAUGCAGCCAUUUGUGAGAAAAAUGAAACAUCUCCGCCUGCUGCAGCUGCCAACAUUGACACUGUUAUUUCCUCAGUAAUUCCCCAAGCAGAGCAAUGCAAACCUGCCAUUGAGAACACUGUGCUGCUACAAACUGCCAAAGCAUGGGUCGUAGGACCCACCAGCAGGAAGAUGGUCCGCUGCUUGCUAGAUGGAGGCAGUCAGGGGAGUUUUGUGCAUGAGAAUGUGGUGAAGGCGCUGCAGCUACCUGUUACUAGACAAGGGACACUUACUCUUCACACAUUUGGCUCCUCUGCUCCAACAACUGUGAGUCGCAACAUAGUGAAGCUCAGUUUGAAGAAUGUAUGGGAUAAUCGGCAGGGAAUUGAAAUCGAAGCAGUUGUCACCCCCAAAGUGUGCACAGCGCUGAUGAAAGUGCCUGGUUAA